GGAAAAUAUGGGAAGUGGGAGGGACGACGACAACCCAGAACAUAUGGGAAACUACGGGGAAUAUUUUUGUUUGUGUGUGUGUAUUCAUUUGUGUGUCCCAGGGCCCCUUCAUACAUGUAUGGGCCCCAUCACCACGAGGGAGGAGAGGGCACCAGGAAAAGCUUGGAUGGCCAUCAAGACGGUGGUCUCGGAGGCCAUGAAGGACAACGGAGUGGAGCUGGUGUUCUGCGACAGGUCCCGGGGCAUCCACAUCUCGGACGUGCUGGUGGCAAAGUUCUUCGGAGGGGAAGUGCACUGGGUCGAGGCGCCUUUUGAGGAGUGCAAGGGCUGGCUGCAGGAGGCGAUG
Prorocentrum cordatum is the source of this 346-nucleotide messenger RNA. Lineage: Eukaryota; Dinophyceae; Prorocentrales; Prorocentraceae. The record is from the annotation of a GenBank genome assembly.